AUGCGGCAGGGGGCUAGGCGGCGCCGCUGGGGGCGGGGCUAGGCAUGGGGUGGCGGUGGCCAUGUCGCUGCAAGAGGACCCGGUGCAGCGCGAGAUCCACCAGGACUGGGCCAACCGCGAAUACAUCAAAGUGAACACCAGCUCCAUCAAGAAGAUCGCGGAUUUCCUCAACUCCUUCGACAUGUCCUGCCGCUCCCGGCUCGCCACCCUCAAUGAGAAGCUGACCGCGCUGGAGCGACGGAUUGAGUACAUCGAGGCCAGGGUGAGGGGUAGAGCAGGGGAGGUGACACUAGGGGACAGGCCUGGUGUGGGAGGAGGGAUUGCCCUGCGAGUAGCUCGGUGCGGGCUCAGCCCAUGCUUAGCAGCUCAGGGACAGUAUUGCCCUGCUCUCCCGCCCAAACCGCCCAGCUAGGCAGUAACACUGUGCCCAGCACCAUCCACCAGCUGAUCU
Chelonoidis abingdonii (Abingdon island giant tortoise) is the source of this 451-nucleotide messenger RNA. The record is from RefSeq and is a predicted model, not a curated record. Lineage: Eukaryota; Metazoa; Chordata; Testudines; Testudinidae.